Messenger RNA from Scatophagus argus, 2172 nucleotides. It is a transcript of the gene c11h2orf69, whose product is annotated as chromosome 11 C2orf69 homolog. The transcript is spliced from 3 exons. Lineage: Eukaryota; Metazoa; Chordata; Actinopteri; Scatophagidae. Gene Ontology annotation, cellular component: mitochondrion. The record is from RefSeq and is a predicted model, not a curated record. The coding region runs from base 359 to 1375 and encodes 338 amino acids.
AUGGUUUGCUCUACAUGUAUGAAGUUUGCUAGCAGCUAUCACUGGUGGGUGUGUUUUUGAUCAACAGCGCCUCUUCAUGGACAAAACAUACCCGAAACUGUCAAAAUUAAACAAAUAGCGUGAGAGUUUCAUCUAAAACUGCUACAAAGUGAGACAACACAACGUACAAUGAUACGUAUUUCGCUUACAGCCUCAUAAAGGCUCUUUGUUUUGACAUUAGCUUCGCACAGGCGUUAGCUUAUGUGAUGCUGAGCUGCUAGCGCGAGCAGCUAACGCUGGCUAGCUAGCUGACAGCCGCAGCAUGAAGUGAUUGCGCUGAGAAAGAAAACGCCAAAUCAUUUUCUUAUUUUUAGAGUUCAUGCUAGCCACCCGAGCAGCUGGGGUGGGCUUCACUCUAAUAACUGUGUCCAAAACGAUGACCUCUGUGGCAGCGACGACAUCCUCUGAGCCUCGGGGGCUGCAUGCCUCAGCCAGCCGGGAUGCACGCUCUGGGAGCCCGCGGCAGAGGCUCCAGAGGCUGGUGGCGGUGCCUGGAUGCGACCCGAGCCGAGUUAACGACCUGCUGCUCCUCCGGCCUGAUGCAGACGGCCAGACCGCUUCAGGACCAAAGGAGAGGAGCAGUAACAGACAUGUUGUGUUCUUCCACGGGGAUAUUCAGAACUUCCAGGAUGAGAUGGCCCUGCAGCCUGAGGGAUCCCAGUGGCUCUGCUGGAGUCUGGAGCAGGUCGCCCUCAUCCUGGGCCGGCGUUUCCCGGACCGACAUGUCUGGGUGGUCCGAGCUUCCCGCAUGUAUCUGCACAAGUUCAGCUGCUACCACAACUUUGUGGAGAGCAACAUGUUCGGGGCACCGGAGCACACGCCGUACUCACGUGACUUUGGAGCGUUUUGGCACCUCAGGGCCCUGCUGAGCCACGCCAUGGAGCGAGCCAACCUACCAAACCCCCUCCAGCCACAAGGAGGCGCUGACAGCAUCCCCUCAGGGUUCUCACUGACGCUGGUGGGCUUUAGUAAAGGCUGCGUGGUCCUGAACCAGAUAGUGUACGAGCUGUCCGGGGCCCGCGUGGACCCGCUGUUGUCCCACUUUACCAAACGCAUCACCGACAUGUACUGGCUGGACGGCGGCCACCCGGGAGGCAGCGAGACCUGGGUGACGGACAAGCAGGUGCUGAAGCAGCUCGCCUCCAGCGGCGUGUCGAUUCACGCCCACGUGACCCCUUACGAAGUGUGUGACCCGAUGCGGGCCUGGGUGGGGCGUGAGUAUGGAUGUUUCAUUAAGACCCUUGAGGAGUUUGGGGCGUGUCCAAGUAAGAAGCUGCACUUUGAGGACGAGCCCCCCUGCAUCGAGAACCACUUCAGGGUCAUUCAGGAGUUCUGAGGUUGAUUUUCGAGCACAUGAGAUGCAACAAGCGUGAGGUGAUGACCUUAAUGUUACUGAGCGCUUUGGAUUAUUUAUUAAGGAUUCAGAUUGAUUGUCUUAUUCGCUGGUCUUACCUCAUUUUUCUGUGAUUUAAGGGCUCAGAAUUUAGAGCAUGUGACAGAUGCUGGUGAGCUGCCCUUUUUCCUGCUGAAUGCACUUGAUUUAAGUUUGAACGAUCCUGCCUGGAAAUGUUCUUCCUUCUUCCUUCUUCCUCAUUCUUCAGACUAAAUGUGACAUUUCGCUUUAUUAUAUUAUUAGAAUUAUCUGACAAUUAUCUGAUAAUUGUCCAGCCAAGUCCUGAACUCAAAAGACUCUAAAUUUACUGUCAUAAAUGUCAGAGCAGCAAAUCCUGACAUUCAAGAAGCUGCAACAAGGAGUUCAAAAAAGACAACAUAAAUGAUUAAUCAAAUAAUUGGUUUUGGUUUGAUUGACUAAACGUUGCGGUUAUGUAAGAGCCACUGAUUUGGAAACAGGAGUGAUUCGUGUUGUUCGCUAUUUCGUCUUGCUAAUUUAAGGUAGAUGCUGUAACAAAGUGUAAUAAUGUGACUUUAAAUUUCUGCCGUGAUUUUAAAGUUAAUGCACGUUUGGCUGAGGCACAUCAGCUCUUUACAUUCUCCUCGUACCUGCACUUGUGUUGACACGUGAAUGUCUGUAUGUCUGAGCAGUUUCAGACUCCACCUGAUCUCUCAGAGACUUGAUUGUAUUUAAAGUGUUUGGCCAAAUAAUGAAUGGUUAGUUGGUUGGGAUGUUAAGAA